AUUUCGGUAUAGCUGGUCGGGGCAGAUCUUUCCUUGCACCUUCAUCCAGCAAACAAUGACUUGUAAUAGAAGCAACUCUACGCAGGAUACGGCGGGGAGUCACGGAGGGCUCGCAACUCUAAAGUGCAAUGCUCGUCUGAGCUGAAGCCCUUGUAUACCGCAUAUCGCUCACUGAGAUGGGGAUGUACCGCUCAUUCAGAUGACUGCGAUAGCAGCGGAUCCUCUCACCCCGCCAUGAGCUCCGCACGCGUACUCGGUGUGGCAGAGCUCCUCUCUAUCGUUCUCGACUUCGUCGUUGAAGACGGCUACGACCACGGCAUUCGGUCUGCGUGUUAUGUCGCCAAGAAUUGGUGCGGCAUUGCCGAAGAGCGUCUGUGGGCGCAUGUUGAUCUGUCGAUCGUGCUCAGGAAGCUGCCGGACGAUGCAUGGUACAUCUACGACAGCAAGGCCCAGUCACCCCCCGAUGUCGAUUGUCAUCGAAUCAUAGGCGAAAGUCCUACUCUGACUCUACGCCGCGGUAUCACGCCCGCCGAAUGGGCCGCCAUUCUCCCUAAGACAGCGCGCGUCCGCACUAUGCAGACUGUAGGCGGUCCCUCCAGCCCAGCAGAGCUCCUUUCCAAGUGGGGCCGCCUCGCCCUCGCGCCCGUGGUCUACGACAUGCUGGCUGCCAGCCUGCCGGACUUCUGCCUGUUCACACAUCUCCGCUCGCUCUCCGUUGGUGCUUUUGGCAGGCAGCCAAACGCGCUGCGUCUCUUCCUCUCCUCCACGCUUUACACGGUGCAAGUGGAAGCAAGUGUCAAGGCGAGCGCAGCUGCCGCCUGCAUCGCGGCUCUCAUUGACCCGACGACCAGUGUCUCACCUGUCCAGGAGAUGAUGCUGAACCAUAGAUAUGGGAGCUCGGACGCCAACUUGGCCGUCCUUGCGGUCAAUCUCUCGGCGUGUACCGCUCUUCGCCGCCUCACCAUCGAGUACCUGGACCCUGCUCUUUGGCCCAGCGUCGCCCUCCUGCCGUCUUUGGAGGAGCUGACCAUGCGCUGGAAUCCGGAGGUGACCUUCGGCAAUGACCCCAUGAUCGAAACUGGCUUCUACGACUCGGAGGGCUUCGAGGAGGAGGACCCGUACGACGAUGCCGAGGAUCUUCCCUCCUGUGACCAGAUUCAGGGGAUUGCCUUUCCGGCGCUCAAAAGCCUGGUUUUCCCAUCGAAGACAUUUGGUUCCCUCACCUUCACGCAGUUCCGCACCGUCUUGGAAAUGCGCGACGAGCCCUGGGCGUUGGAAAAGCUCGUCCUCCCCGUUGGUUCGCUCUACCUGCACCUCAAGUACUCCGUCCGCACCAUUUUGCGCUACAUCAAACGGCACAUCCGCGCGGACACGCUCACACACCUCGUUGUGAGCACUAUAUGGGAGUGGCGCAGUAGUGUCUUCGGGACCUACAACUCACUGUCAGCUAUUUCGGAGCUCUUUGAAUUUUCCCAGCUCACUGUCCUCCAUCUAUGCUGCUUCUGGUACGACUCGCGAGGCGACUUUGAACCUCUUGACGAGGAUCAGACGCUCGAAUUUGCGCGCAGCUUUCCACAGCUCCGCGAUCUUCUGCUCAUGAUGCCAUUCCUCCCAACCGAGAUCGGGAUUUUUGGACAGUAUUGCAAGGAUCUGCGCGUGCUCAGGCUCGACGCACAGUUUUAUUCCAACCAGGCCGGUAGUAUGAACCUGUCGGAUCUAGCAGAGCAAUCCGUUCCACCUGCUCAUCAAGGUGUUGCCCUUGAACGCCUGGUCAUCUGCACGCAGAUGCUUCGCGACGAGGAACGGGAUGAUCUCCUCGACUAUGCGGAAAGUGUGUACCCCAAUGCGACGAUUCGGGAAGUCAGACAAGUACAUGAGCUGUAGUGCAUGUUUAUUCACAGGAUUGCAAUCAUGAUCAAUGGCACCAUUGACGAGUAAUUUGGAGGAUGGAGUUCAAGAGGGAAAGUGGACCGCUGCACGAAGUCGGCACCAAAGUCACAUUGCGAGGGACUUUUGAAUUGCGUACAAGGUCCAGGGAGUUAUUACAUGAAAAUCUUGGCUCAGAACCCAGC
Molecule: messenger RNA, 2072 nt
Organism: Schizophyllum commune H4-8
Lineage: Eukaryota; Fungi; Basidiomycota; Agaricomycetes; Agaricales; Schizophyllaceae
Exons: 5
Coding region: 235-1884 (549 amino acids)
Source: RefSeq, a predicted model, not a curated record